GCGUGGUGAUCUCAGGAUGGAAACUAUACUGUCAGCUAGGCAGAUCCGGCAAAAGUUCAUUGAUUUCUUCAAGGAGCACCAGCACACCUAUGUCCACUCAUCUGCGACUAUCCCCUUGGACGAUCCUACGCUGCUCUUUGCCAAUGCUGGCAUGAAUCAGUUCAAACCCAUUUUCCUCAAUACCCUUGAUCCCUCCCACCCCAUGGCUAAACUGACCAGAGCCGCCAAUACCCAGAAGUGCAUCCGAGCUGGGGGCAAACACAACGACCUGGAUGAUGUGGGGAAAGACGUCUACCACCACACCUUCUUUGAGAUGCUGGGGUCCUGGUCAUUUGGAGAUUACUUCAAGGAACUGGCUUGUAAACUGGCUCUGGACCUUCUCACCGACGAGUUCGGCAUCCCCAUUGAAAGACUCUAUGUCACUUACUUUGGUGGCAACAAGGCAGCCGGAUUAGAGCCAGACCUUGAGUGCAAACAGAUCUGGCGGGAUUUGGGACUGGCUGAGAGCAAGAUUCUGCCUGGCAGCAUGAAGGAUAACUUCUGGGAAAUGGGAGACACAGGCCCCUGCGGCCCCUGCAGUGAGAUUCAUUAUGACCGGAUUGGGGACAGGGAUGCCUCGCACCUCGUCAAUCAAGAUGACCCCAAUGUCUUGGAGAUCUGGAACCUGGUGUUCAUACAGUUUAACAGAGAGGCUGACGGGACCCUGAAACCCCUUCCCAAGAAGAACAUUGAUACUGGGUUGGGUCUGGAAAGGCUGGUGUCUGUGCUGCAAAACAAGAUGUCCAACUAUGACACUGAUCUCUUCAUCCCCUACUUUGAAGCCAUCCAGAAGGGCACUGGGGCCAGGCCGUACACAGGGAAGGUUGGUGCUGAGGAUGUAGACGGUAUAGACAUGGCAUACCGAGUCCUGGCAGACCACGCCCGAACUAUCACCGUGGCUCUUGCUGAUGGAGGGAGACCUGACAACACUGGCAGAGGGUAUGUUCUGAGAAGGAUUCUCCGGCGGGCCGUGCGCUACUCCCACGAGAAGCUCAAUGCCCCCAAGGGCUUCUUCGCCUCACUGGUCGACGUCGUGGUGCAGUCGCUGGGCGACGCGUUCCCCGAGCUAAAGAAGGACCCGUAUAUGGUGAAGGAUAUUAUCAAUGAAGAGGAGGUUCAGUUCCUGAAAACGCUCAGUAGAGGGCGCCGCAUCCUGGACAGGAAGAUCCAGAGCUUGGGAAACAGUAAAACGAUCCCUGGGGACACUGCCUGGCUGUUAUACGACACCUAUGGUUUCCCCGUGGAUCUCACUGGACUCAUUGCUGAGGAGAAGGGCCUCACUGUGGACAUGGAAGGCUUCGAGGAAGAGCGGAAGAUGGCUCAGCUGAAGUCUCAGGGCAAGGGAGAUGGGGCGGAAGACCUCAUCAUGCUGGACAUCUAUGCUAUUGAAGAGCUCCGCACCCGGGGACUGGAGGUAACCGACGACUCGCCUAAAUACAACUACACGUCGGAUCCCAGUGGUGUCUACGAGUUUGAGAGCCCAGUGGCCACUGUGCAAGCAAUCCGCAGGGAGAAGAGGUUUGUGGAGGAAGUAUCCACGGGCCAGGAGUGCGGCAUAGUGCUGGACAAGAGCUGCUUCUACGCCGAGCAGGGCGGGCAGAUCUAUGACGAGGGCUACCUGGUCAAGGACAACGACAGCAGCGAGGAUAAAACGGAGUUCACGGUGAAGAACGUGCAGAUCCGAGGGGGCUAUGUGCUUCACAUAGGAAUGGUCUACGGGAGCCUGAAAGUGGGAGACCAAGUCCGUCUGUAUAUUGACGAGCCAAGGCGGAGACCCAUCAUGAGCAACCACACUGCCACCCACAUCCUCAACUUUGCCCUGCGCUCGGUGCUGGGGGACGCCGACCAGAGAGGGUCCCUGGUUGCCCCAGACAGGCUGCGAUUUGACUUCACCGCCAGGGGAGCCAUGUCCACCCAAGAGAUCAAGAAAACCGAAGAGAUUGCCAACCAAAUGAUAAAGGAAGCCAAGACUGUGUAUGCCAAGGAUUGCCCUCUGGCAGCAGCAAAAGCUAUCCAGGGCCUGCGGGCUGUGUUUGAUGAGACCUACCCCGAUCCCGUGCGUGUCGUCUCCAUUGGCAUCCCCGUGGAGGACAUGCUGGCUGAUCCCUCCAGCGCCGCUGGCUCCAUCACUUCCAUCGAGUUCUGUGGAGGGACACACCUGCAGAACUCAAGCCAUGCUGGCCCUUUUGUGAUUGCCUCUGAAGAAGCGAUUGCUAAAGGCAUCCGGAGGAUAGUUGCAAUCACUGGUGCUGAGGCGCUGAAGGCACUCAGGAAUGCGGACAGCCUCAUGAAAUCGCUCUCUGCCCUGGAUGCCAAAGUGAAGGUCCAGACUGCUCCCAACAAGGACGUGCAGAAGGAGAUUGCAGACCUCAGUGAGACACUGGCUACCGCAGUUAUCCCACAGUGGCGGAAGGAUGAGCUGAGAGAGGCGCUCAGAGCACUGAAGAAGGUUAUGGAUGACUUGGACCGCACAAGCAAAGCAGACGUCCAGAAACGAGUGCUGGAGAAGACCAAGCAGCUCAUUGACAGUCAUCCUAACCAGCCACUGGUGGUCCUGGAAUUGGAGAGUGGAGCUUCAGCAAAGGCCCUGAAUGAAUCUCUGAAGCUAUUCAAGGCUUAUUCCCCUCAGACUGCGGCCAUGCUCUUCUCAGUGGAUAACGAAGCUGGAAAGAUCACCUGCUUAUGCCAAGUACCUCAGAGGCAGAUGCUGAGAAAUCGCACUGACCAUUCCAAUGCAGAACUCAGCACCGAGACCAGUUCCUCUGGCAAUGCUGCCACCAUCGGCAUCAACUCAUUCGUCAGCACCGGCAGACAGAUCGAGAAUGGCGCUGACCGUCUCGACAAAGGUGGACCACAAUAA
This is a messenger RNA of Terrapene triunguis (Three-toed box turtle), 2899 nucleotides long. RefSeq names its product alanine--tRNA ligase, cytoplasmic. Bases 17 to 2899 code for a protein of 960 amino acids. The record is from RefSeq and is a predicted model, not a curated record. The transcript is spliced from 21 exons. Gene Ontology annotation, cellular component: cytoplasm; mitochondrion. NCBI's taxonomy places the organism in Eukaryota, Metazoa, Chordata, Testudines, Emydidae. Gene Ontology annotation, molecular function: aminoacyl-tRNA deacylase activity; nucleic acid binding; ATP binding. Gene Ontology annotation, biological process: alanyl-tRNA aminoacylation; tRNA modification.